CAUAAUAGCAAGAGUGAUCUAACCUUCUACAUCCCGAUAUUACCGCUUUCACAACUGAACAAGGGAACGACUAAUCUUUAGCAAAUUUUAAGUGGAUUUCUGUGAUCAGGACCACUAAACAGCCAUGGAAGAACUUACAGCUUUCGUUUCCAAAUCUUUCGACCAGAAAACCAAGGAGAGCAGCAAGGAGAGUAUCACGUACAGGGAAGUUUUGGAGAGUGGCUUAGCGCGAGCCAGGGAACUGGGGAACUCGGAGACCAACCUUCAGGACAUUACUGAGACCAGCAACCACUGUCCUGUACACCUAUUCAAAGAACACGUCGAACUGGAAAAGGAAAAACUGAAGGAGUUUAAUGUUACAAGAGCUUCUGAAGGGAUAUAUGACUGCAAGGAGAAGAAGGAGGAAGUGAAAUCCGAGGAUGAAGAUGCACAAAGCAAACUGAAACAGAGACGGAGUAGAACAAAUUUUACGUUGGAGCAACUGAACGAAUUGGAAAGACUGUUUGAUGAGACCCACUACCCAGAUGCCUUCAUGAGAGAAGAGCUGAGCCAAAGGCUGGGACUGUCGGAAGCCAGAGUGCAGGUUUGGUUUCAAAACAGAAGAGCUAAAUGUAGAAAACAAGAAAAUCAAAUGCACAAAGGUGUUAUCCUAGGGACCGCCAGCCACUUAGACGCGUGCAGAGUCGCGCCCUACGUGAAUAUGGGAGCGCUCAGAAUGCCUUUUCAACAGGUACAGGCUCAGCUACAGCUGGACGGAGUAACACACUCCCACCCUCACCUGCACCCUCACCUGGCGGCCCACGCUCCUUACCUGAUGUUCCCACCCCCACCCUUUGGACUACCAAUCGCGUCACUGGCGGACUCGGCUUCGGCCGCGGCGGCCGUGGCGGCAGCUGCCAAGAGCAACAGCAAGAAUUCAAGCAUCGCUGACCUCCGACUCAAGGCAGGACUUCUUCAAGGCCAGUGGCUGUGUGCUUUCCGGCCUCAGAUCUCAGCCCCAGGAUCGUACAAAAGUGUCUGGAUGUCUAUCUGAAAUCUGCAUUUAAUACGAGAAGCCUUUUUAAAAAUGGGCGAAAAACAUGCAGAAAAAAGAUUCAACUAGAAUGUCCCUGACAUUUGUUGACAACCCAUGUGGAUGGAAAGGAUGCUGAGGCUUUGGAUACUCAACCUUUGCAAAUAUGCCUAUGUUUGCCUCCAACCACUGUGUAUUCCUGCCUCUUGCCUAGUGCAUGUGUCUGACUAGAGGAGAGACUCUUUGGGGCUGGGCCUCCUUUAUAACUGAUAUAUGUCCAACUAUGUUAAUCACUGCCAUGAGAUCCUUCCACUAUAUCUAUCAUCCUCUGCAAAUAUCUUCCAUUCAGUUUCAUUUUUUCUUUCUUUUGAGAAUUAUGCGGCGGAGACAUAGAAAAGGAGUUAUAGCACAGCUUUAUUUCCUGCAAAUUUAAUCUGUCUCUGCUGCUCUCAAAGGAAAUUUUUGUGUUGCUGUAUUUCUGCUGGGUACGGGUCAGCAGGAUUAUUUCACGUAUUACUCUCAACUUUGCGCUCUUUCCCCCCUUUUUAAAUCGUUAGGCUCCGAGGAAUGGAAUGAAGGUAACCAUUGCACUUCAGGUCUAAUAUCACAUUGUUUACAAGUCAUGUUAUAAGCAGAUACUACUUCUUAAUAAGGGAAAACAAAGAGAUGAAUUUGGUUUGAUAAAAACAUUUAAAGGGACAAAAGGGUAACUGCAAUUAUGUAAUUUAGGGUAUCAAUUAAGAAUCAGUUUAACUGAAAUGCAAAUGUGCAGUUAAGUGCAAUACUGUAAAUAGGAAAAGGGUCAAGAGAGCAGUGAAUUGCUAAAGAAAAAAAUCAGUUCUUGGCACUGAUAUUAAUGUGUUGAGUUUCUUUGCCAAACAAACAUUUUUUAAAGAGAUGUUAAAUUGUAUGAGUCCAUAUACAUAAUCCAUAAUCAUGUGCCAUAACUCAGUUUAGUUUGGAUGAUAUUGACAGUUUUGUGCACAUACAAAAACAACAAUACCUUGUUGAGGUAGACAAGCACACUUUUGUUUCAGGGAUCACUGAUGGAAGCACUAGUCAAAGGAACAGUUCCUAAAUGACAUCCGGUCUAAAGUAUUGACGUGGGUGUAACCAUUUCAAAUUUCAAUGUUUUAUAUGACUGAAGAAAGCCAUAAUUUCAGUCUAAAUCUAAAAGUUUAUUAAACUAUAUUAAACUAAUUAUUAUUAUUAUUAUUAUUAUUAUAAACUCCUAACAGUUACAAUGUCACAAAUAAGUCAUUGCAUAUACUAAUUUUGAUAUACAGCAUUAUUUUGAAAUAAUCCUUAUUUUGUCAACCAAUAUUUUGAAAAUUGCAAAUUUAGGAUAUUAACCUUAUGUUUGGGGAAUCAUUUAUUAUUGCAUGUGCAAGUGAAAUGGAUUAUUAUGUCAAUACUUAUUGUCUCCGAACUCUUCAGUAAUGAUCCCAAUAUUGUCUACCUCUAACAAAACAUUAAAUGUGCAGCAUUCUUUUCAAUACUCAUCUUUACAGUUUUUACACAAUGUUUCAAUUUUUAAUUAAACUCAUGGGUGUUUUUAUUUAUUUUUAUGUUGAAAGUUUAUAAAUGAAAAAGUUUAAUUAUGAGUGUACAUUUUUACAUGGCUUUGCGUUUAUUUUUAUAUAUUGUUUUAAUAUUACUUUGCGACCGUUCCAACAUAAAGUGACUGUUGUACAUUGCUUGCAUUGCAUAUAACAAGUGUGAAUUUACAGACAUUUCAGGGAUGGUAAUGACAAUAUUUUGGUUGUCAGUUUCUGAUGAUCUUUUUCAAACAACUUUAUGUUAAGCACCAUGGAAGUAAAUGUACCGCGGCUUUAUUUUAUUAUGUUCACUUCUUUAUUUUUGUGAAUUAUGCAAGCAUGCUGAAACAUGAUUCAUCUUACGGCUUUGACACAAUGAUUUUUUUCCUGUUGAUUCACACAA
Messenger RNA from Paramormyrops kingsleyae, 2953 nucleotides. RefSeq names its product short stature homeobox protein. NCBI's taxonomy places the organism in Eukaryota, Metazoa, Chordata, Actinopteri, Osteoglossiformes, Mormyridae. The record is from RefSeq and is a predicted model, not a curated record. Gene Ontology annotation, molecular function: sequence-specific double-stranded DNA binding; DNA-binding transcription factor activity, RNA polymerase II-specific. Gene Ontology annotation, biological process: regulation of transcription by RNA polymerase II. Gene Ontology annotation, cellular component: nucleus.